Messenger RNA from Gryllus bimaculatus (two-spotted cricket), 3123 nucleotides. NCBI's taxonomy places the organism in Eukaryota, Metazoa, Arthropoda, Insecta, Orthoptera, Gryllidae. The record is from the annotation of a GenBank genome assembly.
CUAAUUUUACCGCCUUCAAACAAUAAAAACUUGUAAAUCUAACUGGAAUGAUUUCGCCAACAUAAUAAAACCAAACUUCAUUUGUUUUAUCUCGCUUUAUAUAAAAUUGUAAACACGAGUCAAGUUCAAUGAGUAAUGAAGUUUAAACACCAUCGAAAAAAAAAGUUUCAUCAAUAGUCAGAAAUGUAUGUUUGCGUAAGUACUUUUGCAUGUCUAUUCUAUUCACUUUCAAAUGUUUCGCUAGGCGUGUACCAACCUUGUGUGCCGAGAUUGCAUUGCGUUUGCGUAUUUGUCACAAGACUUAAGAAAAAAGGUAUUUUAAUAAUUUAAUAAUCCUUCCUAUUGGGUUGAUUUUAAGGCAAUAGCAAAGUUAGGGUAGAUUGGUUGUCAGCGGCUUGGCAAUUGAUGUUAGACGAAGUUAGCAUAGUUCGGUUGCGGUCCAUAUUCUUCUAGGAGGCUAAAAGGUGAGAUGGGUAAACUCGACCUUAUUCAAACUCUGAGUGGACACGAAGGUCGUGUUUGGAAUGUUUGUUGGCACCCUCAAGGAAAUGCUUUAGCUUCCUGUGGAGAAGACAAAACUAUUCGUCUCUGGUUUAAAGAAGGCUCGAAAUGGGUCAACAAAGAUAUCUUGACAGAAGGACAUCAACGUACAAUAAGGGAAGUUGCAUGGUCUUCAUGCGGGAAUUAUUUAGCAUCUGCAAGUUUUGAUGCUACAACUGGUAUAUGGGACAAGAAAGGAGGACAGUUUGAUUGUAUUUCUUCUUUAGAAGGACAUGAAAAUGAGGUUAAAAGCGUGGCAUGGUCCAAAUCUGGUCAGUUGUUGUCCACAUGUAGUCGUGAUAAAAGUGUGUGGAUAUGGGAAGUUAUAGAAGAUGAAUAUGAAUGUGCUGCAGUACUUAAUGCCCACACUCAAGAUGUGAAGAAGGUUGUGUGGCAUCCUCAUCUUGAUAUAUUGGCAUCUGCUAGUUACGAUAAUACAGCAAAACUUUUCAAAGAAGACGUUGCGGAUAAUGAUUGGAUAUGUAUUGCAACUUUAUCUUCUCACACAUCUACUGUGUGGAGUUUGGCUUUUGAUCAUUCAGGGACUCGGCUUGCUACUUGUAGCGAUGACUGCACUGUUAAAAUUUGGCAGGAAUACCUUUCUAAUAAUUCUGAAGGAAUAGUUACUCCUGAUAAUAAUCCAGUUUGGAAGUGUGUGUGCACUCUAUCUGGCUACCAUACACGAGCUAUCUAUGACAUUUCAUGGUGUCACAAAACACAUUUACUUGCUACUGCAUGUGGAGAUGAUGCAAUUCGAAUAUUUAAAGAAGCUGAAGACUCUGAGAAACACACGCCUACAUUCAUACUGUUGGCUACCUGCGCAAAUGCCCACACUCAAGAUGUAAAUGCUGUAGCAUGGAAUCCUUCAGUACCUGGCUUGUUAGCAUCUGCAAGUGAUGAUGGAGAAGUCAAACUGUGGCAGUAUGAAGAUAAUUAACAUUGACAGCUUUUGUAUUGUGAUGUCAUAAGUGCAAAUGUGAUAUGUUAUGUUAUGUGAAGAAAUUGUUUGAAGAUCAAAGUAAAUUUUCUUCUGAUGCAGUCUUUAUUUUUUAAAGUUCAUAGAUUUUUGGCAAAAAUUGAAAGAGAACCACUUGUUUUUUGGGGUUAUAAGUAUCUGGAAAGUUUGGGUUUAGUCUACAGAAAUUGCCAUUCACGGCAGCUUUCAACUGUUUAUUUACCUGAAAAUAUGUCUCAAGAAGGCUCUGGGUUGUCUUUGAAAGAAGUUCUUGAGAAGCUGAAAAACAUUGCUCCUUUAACACUAGCUGAAAGCUGGGAUAAUGUCGGAUUGCUUGUUGAGCCUUCAACCCCCAAGCAUGUGAAGAAAAUAUUUUUGACUAAUGAUCUAACGGAAAGUGUACUGAAUGAAGCCCUUCUUUGUCAAGCAGAUUGCAUUCUUUCAUAUCACCCUCCUAUUUUUGUUCCUCUCAAAUCUUUGACAUCUAGAACUUGGAAGGAACGAGUGAUAGUAAAAUGCAUAGAAAAUAGGAUUGCUGUUUUUUCUCCUCAUACAAGUUAUGAUUCUGUGCAAGGGGGUGUAACUGAUUGGAUGGCUUCAGCCUUUGGCUCAGACUCUGAGGUGGCCCCAUUAACUCUUGCUAAAGCACAUGGAAUUCAUACUCACAUGAUUGAAAUUGCAUUUCCUAAUUCGGCUGCUGGUAAAUCUACAAUUACUGAGUUCCAGACACGAUUACAUGAGAUACCUCAACUUCAUUGUGGGGCUGGGAGGCUGUGCACUUUGAAACGGCCAAUUACUGUAAGCAAAGUAGUGGAGUUAGUGAAGUUGCAUAUAAAGCUUCCCCAUGUUCGUUUGGCUCUCAUUCCCGGGAAGGAUAUGGAUGCUCUUGUCCACACUAUUGCCAUCUGUGUGGGUUCAGGAUCUUCUGUCCUGCGAGGUGUGAAAGCUGACCUGUACCUCACGGGUGAAAUGCUACACCAUGAUGUUCUUGAUGCUGUUCACAAUGGCAGUCAUGUGAUUUUAUGCAAUCAUAGUGAUUCUGAACGCGGAUUUCUCUCUACUUUAGCUGUUAAGCUUGGUAAUGAAUUCCAGCAAGCAGUGCAAGUGAUACUUUCAAGAGAAGAUAAAGAUCCUUUGGUUACCGUGUGAAUCCACGUUCUUUUCAAUAUCAGAGAAAUUUGUACAAAAAGGUAAUUGUGAGUCACAUUUGAUAAACAGUCUUUGUUGGAGUUAAAAAAGGAAAGGUUUUUAGUUCAGUUAAAAAAAUAUGUUCAUUAUUCUGGAAACUAAGUAUUUUCUUUCAGUUCAGUACUGUCUCUGUCCUUUGGUUUUAUUUGUAUUAGUAAGGAAAUAAUGCACAUUUAGAAUUCUUGUCAUUCUUUGUGAAAUCUUAUCAUUGUUUUCUGUACCUUUGGCUUUGCAAAAGAGAUACUGAAUGAAAAAUGAAAAUAAAAAUAACGAGCAAGAUCUCUCACAUGUUAAAUCCUACCCUCUUCCCUAUCCUUCCAUUUCCAUAUUAAGGGAAAAAGUGAUUAACAAAAUGUUUCUUUAUUUAAAAACUGUGUAACAGAAACUUAAAAUGUACUUGCAGAAUAUCAAAUCAAAAUUUAAAAAAAAAGCAAUUGAUG